GGUGUUUGAAGGAGUUCUCCAGCUUCUUGGCGAAGAAAAUGAACUUAUUGUUACUCCAGUCCAGUCUUUUCAUCUCUAUUGCGUUUGCAAUGAACACUGCAUCCAGACACCUGUUUUCACGGGUCAUCACUCUUGACAACCUGGAGGCAGACGAAGUCAAGGUGACCACGAGUCAGUCUGGAAGCUUACAGGACUGUGUGGGCCUCUGUGCACGGGACGCCCUCUGUGUGGCGGCAACACAGUAUCAGGACCAGUGCUUCACCUACAGAUCAUCAGUGUCAUCAUCUGGGAAGACAAUCGCGACGGCCAGAACCUUCAUUAAAUAUUCGGCUCUACCAUCCCCAGACCCAUGUCCCGUGUCUCAGGGGUACACAUCAGUCCUGUCUCCACGCCUGUGUUACAAAACAGGUGCCGUCACAAUGAACUGGACAGACGGUCAAGUACUGUGUCAGAGUGAGGGUGGCCGCCUGAUCAUCCUCAACACAGAAGACAAAUACGACUACGUGGUUUCAGAUACCAAGCUUUGGUCAUGGAUUGGUCUGGAGGUGUGGAAUGAAACCUCUUACGCCUGGACGGAUGGUUCAACGUAUGUCAAGGAAGAAGCCAAACAUCCCGAUAAGUUCUACAGAGGGUACAAUGGAUGUGGAUUCCUUACGCCUGGGGACAUACGUACCUUUGGAUGUCACAAACUGAAGAACCCCUUGUGUGAGAUUGUGGUAUAAGAUCCAACAAUAUCAGGAUAAUAUUCAUAUAUUACUGUAUAUUUUCUUUCAGAUUGUUAUUGUUGGAACCCAAUACAUUCCCAAACAUUGUUUCGGCAUUGUCUCGAGGCCCCGAUAACCUUCGUUUGAUGUUAAAAGGGCAUGGAGUAUAACCUGAAUGUAGCCGUGUAACUUUGUGUGUGAACAACAGUCUGUUUUGAAUGUGGUCUG
Molecule: messenger RNA, 932 nt
Organism: Haliotis rubra (blacklip abalone)
Lineage: Eukaryota; Metazoa; Mollusca; Gastropoda; Lepetellida; Haliotidae
Exons: 3
Coding region: 39-722 (227 amino acids)
Source: RefSeq, a predicted model, not a curated record